Molecule: messenger RNA, 1555 nt
Organism: Hyla sarda
Lineage: Eukaryota; Metazoa; Chordata; Amphibia; Anura; Hylidae
Gene: RNF185
Product: ring finger protein 185
Biological process (GO): ubiquitin-dependent protein catabolic process
Cellular component (GO): endoplasmic reticulum
Molecular function (GO): ubiquitin protein ligase activity; ubiquitin-like protein conjugating enzyme binding; metal ion binding
Source: RefSeq, a predicted model, not a curated record
UUUUUUCUCCUGUCAUCAGUUUAUUCUUUGGGGACAUGAUGUAACAGAGUGAAAAAGCAACACUCACUUAUAGCAUAAUCUCCUCUUCCUCCAACACUGAGUGACUGUGACUGUCUUUACUGCAAGUUCUAACGUAGCACUGAUCGGUUGUUGCCCAUUUGGUCCACUGUCUUGGGUUAGUUAUCUCAAUCCUCGGGUGCCCUGGGUAAAAUGGCAAGUGCAGGUCCAGCCGCCUCUGCAUCGGCAGAGAAUUCGGGCCCUGGUGGAGCAAGUGGAAGUAGCAAUGGCGAGGGGGGCAGCCAGGACAGCACAUUUGAGUGCAACAUUUGCCUGGACACAGCCAAGGAUGCAGUGAUAAGCUUAUGUGGCCACCUCUUCUGCUGGCCGUGUUUGCAUCAAUGGUUAGAAACGCGACCAAAUCGGCAGGUGUGUCCCGUAUGCAAAGGAAUUAGCCGUGAUAAAGUAAUACCUUUGUACGGAAGAGGAAGCACGGGACAGGAAGACCCUCGGGAAAAAACUCCCCCACGACCUCAAGGGCAGCGACCAGAGCCAGAGAACAGAGGGGGUUUCCAAGGGUUUGGUUUUGGAGAUGGAGGUUUUCAAAUGUCCUUUGGCAUUGGAGCAUUUCCCUUUGGAAUGUUUGCUACAGCAUUUAACAUCAAUGAUGGUCGCCCUCCACCAGCUGUCCCGGGAACCCCUCAGUAUGUGGAUGAGCAGUUCCUGUCUCGUCUAUUCCUCUUUGUUGCCUUGGUAAUAAUGUUCUGGCUGCUGAUCGCUUGAGUAUCACAAAUUCCUAUGUGGAUGGCAGUAAGGACUGAGUGUCAUUCAUGGAUAUUAUCCCAAUCCCUGUGAUAUCUUACCCUGAACUUUGCACCAUAUCCUUCUUUGGCCUCUGAAGUGCUACUCCCUAGUCGCUGCUCUUUUGAUCACAAGAGAAAGGGCUGUUAGACAAGAGAGAAUAAAAGCACAAAAGUAUUAAUGGAUAUGGAGGAGCACUGUCACUGACAGGUGAAAAAAAAAAUAUAUGUAUAUAUACACUAUGCAGGAGAGGCACCAUUCUAGUUGGAGGGGGACAGGGUAAGAGUACUGAACGAAUGCAAAUCAGAAUAAUAAGGAAGCGCAUUUAAGUGUGGACACGAACAAAGGAACCUGAAGAAUAAGUAUAAAAGGCUGUCGGGGCGCUAAAGGCAAGCAUUGGAGGGGACUGCGUGGAAAGUACAUUGCAUCAUCUUGGUAAAUGGCAGAAAAAGAAUAUAUUUCUGGUGGACCACAUGACAUAUGCUGCAAGAUAAGAAGAGCUGAAAAAGAUAAAUGAAGUGAUUCGGGGGCAAUAAGACUUUGGACCAAAGAGUAAUAUUAGUAAAAGCUCUGGAUAAAGAGUGAAUUGUUUUCUUGUCCAAAUUGCAUGCCCCAAGACCUGCCCCAGAGCUCUAAUAAAAGAUGCCAUGCAGUCUGUAGAUACUCUUGAUGUGCUUCGGAGUUUAAGGGUGUUGAUUCCUCAAUUUUAUGAGAUUUUAAUAAUUUGCUGGGAUUAAAUGUUAAUUUUAAGAACUGU